AUGAGCGUAGUUGUCAUGAAGAAGUGUAUGUUCAUGGUCAAGGCCAAGACGUUUGUAUCAAUUGAGUCAGCUGUGCGCAACCCCUGGCGUCUAUUUCGGCGACAAGUCUUCAGCCCUUUGGACCCUUUUCGUUUGCAUCCAUCUGGAAUUUGGGAUGCCAUACGCCAAGAACACAAGGAGCGUGGUGUUCGAGGCAUUGGUGCCAAGACAACGGGCCCGUACCUGGCCAACGCGGUGGUUGCCAUGUCCAUGUUUCAUACGUACACCUACACACGGCUUUGGUUGCACAUGUUGGCCGCGGAAAACCCGAAAAUUGCGGACAACCCGCUUGGAUGUGAGGCAGUGUCUGCUUCCGCUGCUGGCUUCGUGCAGGCCACGCUGCACACGCCCCUGUACAACAUACGGCUAGGGCGGGAAGAUCACAUCGCAGCGGUACAGAAGGCGGAGCACAAGGGCCUGCGGCAGUCUCUUGUUGAAUUGUACUGCAGAGGUGGAGUGCGAGCCUGCUUUCUGAACUAUCCUUUUGUUCUGGUACAGGAGACGUGCUCCCUGGUGACUUUUUUUACAAGUUAUGAGUGGUUCAAGACAAACGCAAUAGUUUUGCUUCGCCGCCACGUGGAUUCUUCUGGUGAGAAGGAUGCUUUCGCCUGGGUUUCAGGUGCGAUCCUCUCGGGAAUAAUGAUGGUGGCGGUUGGCACUCCAUUCGAGAACGUGCUUACGUGGCAUGUUGCCCGAAGAAAGCCAACUACUCCAAAGAGCGUUUUCAGACAUUUUGCUGAGUUCAGCCUCGCAAAGCCGCAGCCUGCUCGCUCCAUCCUUUUCAGUGGGAUGAGGAAGAAGCUGGUUAUGGCUCCUUUCGUGGGUCUGCCUUUGCUUGCCUAC
This is a messenger RNA of Symbiodinium pilosum, 882 nucleotides long. The record is from the annotation of a GenBank genome assembly. Lineage: Eukaryota; Dinophyceae; Suessiales; Symbiodiniaceae.